This is a messenger RNA of Meyerozyma guilliermondii ATCC 6260, 1020 nucleotides long. It is a transcript of the gene SIS1, whose product is annotated as type II HSP40 co-chaperone. Gene Ontology annotation, biological process: translational initiation. Lineage: Eukaryota; Fungi; Ascomycota; Pichiomycetes; Serinales; Debaryomycetaceae. The record is from RefSeq and is a predicted model, not a curated record. The transcript has a single exon. Gene Ontology annotation, molecular function: protein-folding chaperone binding. The coding region runs from base 1 to 1020 and encodes 339 amino acids. Gene Ontology annotation, cellular component: cytosol.
AUGCCUAAGGAUACAGAAUUAUACGACUUGCUAGGCGUUCUGCCCUCAGCUUCUGAGACAGAAAUCAAGAAGGGGUACCGUAAGGCUGCCCUCAAAUAUCAUCCUGAUAAACCUACGGGUAAUACCGAGAAGUUUAAAGAAAUUUCAGAGGCUUUUGACAUUUUGUCGAAUGCAGAUAAGAGACAGAUCUACGAUGAUUAUGGCUUAGAAGCCGCCAGGGGUAAUGCUCCCGCUGGUAACCCAUUCGAAAGUGCAGGUGGUGCUGGAAUGGGCGGUAUGGGUGGGGGACAUCCAUUCAGUAGUUUUGGUGGUGGUGGUCGUGGAGGAUUCUCUCAAGCUGACGCUUUCAACAUUUUCUCUCAAAUGGGAGGUUUCGGCAUGGGAGGAGAUGAUGGCUUCGCUAGCUUUGGAGGAGGAAGUGGUGGAUUCGAUGGUAUGCCUGGUGGAUUUGGAGGUGGAUUUGGAGGAGGAAGUCGGAGAGCUGCUCGUCCCGAGCCAGAUACCGUUACUAUGACUAUGCCCGUAUCAUUGGAAGACCUUUACAAUGGUGCAACCAAGAAAAUGAAAUUGUCCAGAAAGGGAAUGGACGGAAGUAAGGAAAGUAAAGUUCUUGAAAUUAAUAUCAAACCAGGCUGGAAAGCAGGAACAAAACUCAACUUUGCCAAUGAGGGUGACUACCAGCCUGAAUGUCAUGCCCGCCAAACCAUCCAAUUUGUGUUGGAAGAAAAGCCACAUCCUCUCUUGAAGCGUGAUAACAACGAUUUGAUUAUGACCGUACCACUUUCAUUUAAAGAAUCAUUAUGCGGAUUCACCAAAGAAGUCAAUACCAUCGACGGCCGCAAGAUCCCAUUGUCCAGACUGAGUCCAGUUCAGCCUGGAAGUACCGCUCGUUACCCUGGUCUCGGUAUGCCUAUCAGUAAGCUGCCUGGUACUCGUGGUGACUUGGUCAUCUCCUACAAGGUUGAUUAUCCAUUGAGUUUGACUCCAGAACAAAAACAAGCAAUCAAUCAGUACUUCUAA